Messenger RNA from Psammomys obesus (fat sand rat), 937 nucleotides. RefSeq names its product homeobox protein Hox-D8-like. Bases 29 to 394 code for a protein of 121 amino acids. Lineage: Eukaryota; Metazoa; Chordata; Mammalia; Rodentia; Muridae. The record is from RefSeq and is a predicted model, not a curated record. The transcript has 2 exons.
GUAUGUAAAUGUGUAAUAGAAGCCAAAUAUGGAGCAGUUGGCUGCCGCCGCCGCAGCUCAAGGAUCCGACUUCGGGGGGGUGGGGGGGCACCCUCUGGCAGGCGGCCCGGCGAGCCGCACAGAGCACGGCGAGCGCACGGCGCGGCUGCCGGCCGGCGCCCUUAACCCUUCGGUGCACCCGGCUGAAGCGCCCGUCCCUCCCUCCGGGGGAGGCCCGGGGCCUCUCCGCGACCGCGGCUCCGGAUCCCCGACCCCGGCCGGCCGGAGGGGGACUGUGCCUUCCAGGUCUAGCAAUCCGCCGCGGGAAUCGAACGCGUCAGCCCUAGCCCCGGGUAGCCAGCCUGCUCGCCCCUCUCGCACCCAGCUGGGGAGUCAUUCAUCUCAUCGGAAGUGAGGUAACCGGUGCACCGAGCAUUUUUUUUUUUUUUUUUUGAGGUUCUUGGGAAUCCAAGGCGAAGGAACCUCCCCUGUCCCCGUGGUUAAAGUCAGGCGUGGAGUCCACGCCCGUCCCCUCCGGCUGCGCCGCCCCGCCAGGUGUGAGUCGGUGGGGAGGCAUCUCCGGAGGAGAGCACGGUGCCAGCAGGUGUGGCGCCCGGCGGAAGGGCGGCGCAGCCUCCGAGGGUCGCUCCGAGCCGCGUCCUCUUCUUGCUGCAGAUGAUUCUCCAAGGCCAGUAGGUGUCAGGCCAGCAUCUGACCCCUUCCAGGUGCUUAGUUAGGACGGAGAGUCUCGAAACCCGAUCCCUCGGUCUCGCUGAAAGCCGCUGCUAUUGACUGCCAGCCGAGGCUGAGAGACCUUUUUGGCUCCGUUUACUUAUGACCUAACAGUUAGUCACUGCCUGAGCCAGUGUACAGAGACACCAAGAGAAAUGUGGGAGCUUUUAAACUACUGUAUUGAGGAGCCAGUACUUCAGAAGUUAAAUAAAAAAAAAAGGCCGCG